Dioscorea cayenensis subsp. rotundata (Guinea yam) is the source of this 905-nucleotide messenger RNA. RefSeq names its product ethylene-responsive transcription factor ERF109-like. The transcript is spliced from 2 exons. The coding region runs from base 76 to 747 and encodes 223 amino acids. Gene Ontology annotation, molecular function: DNA-binding transcription factor activity; DNA binding. The record is from RefSeq and is a predicted model, not a curated record. NCBI's taxonomy places the organism in Eukaryota, Viridiplantae, Streptophyta, Magnoliopsida, Dioscoreales, Dioscoreaceae. Gene Ontology annotation, biological process: regulation of DNA-templated transcription; ethylene-activated signaling pathway.
CCAUUUAUAUAACUACCGUUUUUGCCACCCUUCCCUCUCAUUCCUGCAGCCAAUCUUAUCCGAUAUAUAUCUACCAUGGAACACAACGAACACUACCACCAUCACCAACAAACCUCAAAUCUUCUAUCACCGGAGCGUGAGUUAGAAAUCAUGGUGUCAACGCUAAUCAACGUCAUUUCCGGCAAUGUGUCCGACACUAGUACUACUUCAGCCACCCAAGCGUUUACUUUGCAAGAGCUACUAGUGAGUGACACUUGCCACCAAUGCGGCAUCGAAAAAUGCUUAGGCUGUGACUUAUUCGUCGCUGCUGAAGAACAUAGCCAACAGGGCAAGAAGAAGAAGAAUAAGAAGAAUAAGUAUAGAGGAGUGCGGCAACGGCCUUGGGGGAAGUGGGCGGCCGAGAUUAGGGAUCCUUCACAGGCUGUGAGGAAAUGGUUAGGGACUUUCAAUACUGAAGAGGAGGCGGCGAGAGCUUAUGAUUCUGCCGCCAUUAGGUUUCGGGGACCCCGGGCGAAGCUCAACUUUCCUUUUCCUGAUCAAGAAGCUUCCAAUUCAAACAAAGAGUGUGAGGUUGAGGAAGGGUUGCAGGGUGAGGAGAGGACGGAGAAAGAGGGGAGUUGGGAUGGGUUGCAGGAUUUGUUUACUUUGGAUAGUGGAACUGGGGAGUUGUUGAAGUUGGCCGGAACUUCGGCGGGGAGUGGUUCUGGUUUCGAUCUUGACCGGUCUCCUCCGGAGAGGUCUUCUUGAUCUCAAUCAAUUGUUGGGUAGUGAAAGAAAGAUUACCGAUGACAGCAGUUGAGCGCCAAAUCGGUUUGAGAUGUCCUUAUUUGGGAUAGGAUGCACUUCAAGCGACCCUAAAUAAAAAUUUUGCAAUAGUGACGCAUAAAUAAUCGUAUACCAUGAGU